ACAGGGCCAGCUUGCCUAGGGCAGAGGCUGGUUGCUCCAUAUCCAAGGGUGUAGGGACCCUGCCCUUGCCACCCAGCCCAUCCCAUCUGGUUGGGGACAAAUCACAAGGAUUGCUUUUCCUUUUCCUUUUCCCGGCACGCUAACACCUGACGUACAGACCAAGGUGGAAGAACCUGCUGGGGACAGACAACAUGGCCAGUGGGAAGACCAAUAAGUCUGCACCAAACCAUGUUAUCUUCAAGAAGAUCUCCCGGGACAAAUCGGUGACCAUCUACCUGGGGAAGAGGGACUAUAUAGACCACGUCAGUGAAGUGGAGCCUGUGGAUGGUGUCGUACUAGUUGAUCCUGAACUCGUGAAGGGAAAGAAAGUGUACGUCUCUCUGACCUGCGCCUUCCGCUAUGGUCAGGAGGACAUCGACGUCAUCGGCCUGACCUUCCGCAGGGACCUGUACUUCUCUCGGGUCCAGGUGUACCCUCCUGUGGGAGCUGCGGGCACCCCCACGAAACUGCAGGAGAGCCUGCUGAAGAAGCUGGGGAGCAACACGUACCCCUUUCUGCUCACGUUUCCCGACUACUUGCCCUGUUCAGUGAUGUUGCAGCCAGCUCCUCAAGACACAGGGAAGUGCUGUGGGGUCGACUUUGAGGUCAAAGCCUUUGCCAUAGACUGCCCUGAAGGUGAAGAGGACAAAAUCCCCAGGAGGAGCUCUGUGCGGUUACUGAUCCGGAAAGUACAGCACGCUCCGCCCGAAAUGGGCCCCCAGCCCCAGGCGGAGGCGGCCUGGCAGUUCUUCAUGUCUGACAAGCCCCUGAACCUCACAGUCUCCCUUGCCAAGGAGAUCUAUUUCCAUGGGGAACCCAUCCCUGUCACUGUGACUGUGACCAAUAACACGGAGAAGACAGUGAAGAAGAUUAAAGUACUAGUGGAACAAGUGGCCAAUGUGGUUCUCUACUCAAGUGAUUAUUACGUCAAGCCGGUGGCCAUGGAGGAAGCACAAGAAAAAGUGCCACCAAACAGCACUUUGACUAAGACGCUGACGCUGUUGCCUUUGCUGGCCAACAACCGAGAAAGGAGAGGCAUUGCCCUGGACGGAAAGAUCAAGCACGAGGACACCAACCUGGCCUCCAGCACCAUCAUUAAGGAGGGCAUAGAUCGAACCGUCCUGGGGAUCCUGGUAUCUUACCAGAUCAAGGUGAAGCUCACGGUGUCAGGCUUUCUUGGAGAGCUCACCUCCAGUGAAGUGGCCACUGAGGUCCCAUUCCGCCUCAUGCACCCACAGCCUGGGGACCCAGCUAAGGACAGCUUUCCGGAUGAAAAUUUAGUUUUUGAGGAGUUUGCUCGCCAAAAUCUGAAAGAUACAGAAGAAACUGAGCAAGGGAAAAAAGACAAGGAUGACGUCAAUGAUGACUGACAACGUCGGCUCCGGAUGCAUAGGGCUGCCCUGUAGUUACCAGUGUGAUGA
Messenger RNA from Otolemur garnettii (small-eared galago), 1460 nucleotides. RefSeq names its product S-antigen visual arrestin (gene SAG). The coding region runs from base 192 to 1409 and encodes 405 amino acids. The transcript has 16 exons. Gene Ontology annotation, cellular component: photoreceptor inner segment; photoreceptor outer segment. Gene Ontology annotation, molecular function: G protein-coupled receptor binding. Gene Ontology annotation, biological process: G protein-coupled receptor internalization; signal transduction. The record is from RefSeq and is a predicted model, not a curated record. NCBI's taxonomy places the organism in Eukaryota, Metazoa, Chordata, Mammalia, Primates, Galagidae.